This is a messenger RNA of Diorhabda carinulata, 664 nucleotides long. RefSeq names its product NADH dehydrogenase [ubiquinone] 1 beta subcomplex subunit 8, mitochondrial (gene ND-ASHI). The coding region runs from base 85 to 606 and encodes 173 amino acids. The record is from RefSeq and is a predicted model, not a curated record. The transcript has 3 exons. Gene Ontology annotation, cellular component: mitochondrion. Lineage: Eukaryota; Metazoa; Arthropoda; Insecta; Coleoptera; Chrysomelidae.
UACCGAACGCAACUACUGUCAACUAUUGUCAAUUUCAAUUGUUGUCAUCAAUCUGACAGUUUUAUAAAACUAUCUCUUAAAGCUAUGAGUAGCUUAAUAAAAUCUCUAAAACCUCCCAAAGCGUGGUUGAAAAACAAUGCCAUUUUAGUCACGGCUAUCAGAAAUCACUGGAAUAAAGAUUAUAAACCAGGUCCUUAUCCCCAAACCGAAGAAGAACGACAAGCGGCAGCGGAAAAAUACGGACUACAUCCAUCUGAAUACGAACCUUAUCCAGAUGACGGGCAAGGAUGCGGGGAUUAUCCCAAACUACCAAUGCAAUCAAUUGAAUCCAGAGAUCCGUUUUAUCCUUGGGAUAACCCCGAAUUGAAAAGGAAUUUCGGCGAAACUUUACAUGCGGAGUAUGAUUUAUUGAGAGAAGAUAGAUAUGAUGUAAGCGUGAAAUUGAGACGUCCUAUGUGGUUUUUGUGGGCUCAGUUUUUAGGAGUAAUGUUCGGUACUUUCGGAAUUUAUUAUCUCCUAGAAAACGUUAAAAUGUUUCAUUCUGUUAUGCCCAGGCAAUAUCCGAAAGAAGGAAAAGUUCAUUAUACUUUCGAACCCGCAGAAUGAUUUAUGAAAAAAAUGUAUUAUAGAUAAUUUUAUGUUGAAAUAAAUAUUUAAAACUUGA